AUGUCCUUCUUUGAGUCUUCCCAGAAUGUACGCCUUGAAGGCUCCUGCCUGAUUGCUGACGUCUGCUGCGAGGACGGCUCUUGGACUGAGAGUGUACUUGACCUCAACAACCACGUUGGCAACAAUGAAGGAUUUUUUGAAAUCGGAGGAAAUGGCGUCUUUGAUUCCGCUGAUCAGGUGUCAUGGAGACUUGACGGUACAACCAUCAUCACGUUGCUGUAUCGGUCAGAUGGAAGCUUCGGAGAAGAGCAGUUCCUCGACUUGAAUAGCUAUGUCUCUAAUGAAAAUGGCGUUCUCGUCUUCAAGUAA
Molecule: messenger RNA, 309 nt
Organism: Trichoderma breve
Lineage: Eukaryota; Fungi; Ascomycota; Sordariomycetes; Hypocreales; Hypocreaceae
Product: CVNH domain-containing protein
Exons: 1
Coding region: 1-309 (102 amino acids)
Source: RefSeq, a predicted model, not a curated record